UGCAGAAACCACCUUUUAACCAAGCCGUCCCAUCGCUGUUCUUCAUCUUUUCGCAUCUCCAUUCUGCAGCUGCUUAGAUCGAUCGCGGCGUCCCAGAUACCAUUACUCUGAUUACAUAGUCAGUCACUUGGUGGAGAGCAUACUCUAUCGUUUUCGUCAAGCAUUUCUCUUCAUCUUUACUCGAUCGAUCAGACUUGCAUUCAACAUGUCGCCGCUCCUGCCUCUCGCCGUGUACGGCUUGGAGGUCCCUCCGGGGGACGUCCUCGUCCCUGCUGCGAUCGAGUUCCCGGCAACUAUCCGCAUCACCAUGGCGGCCAUCGACCCCGCCGCUGAGCCCGAGACUGACGGCCAGGGCAAUGUCCCAUCAGUUCCUCGCUCGACCUUGAAGUUGUACAAGGUGAGCGCUGAUGAAGACGAGGACGAGGACUAUCUAGAGAGGCUCCUCGGGGGUGGCGACGAUGAUGACGAGGACUCCGACUCCGACGAUGAGGAAGUCAACGGCGGCCCCAGCGACCCGUCCAAGUCCAAGAAGGCGCGCCGCGAGGCCGCCAUCAAAAAGCUUCUUGAAGCUACUAAAGAGGGCUCUGAUGACGAGAUGGAGGAUGCCGACUCAAAGCCCAAUGGCGCAAAGAACAAGGGCAAGGCCAAGGCUAGCGACGAGGACGAGGACAGUGACGAGGAGAGUGAAGAGGGCGACGACGUCAACAUGGAGCAGUUCGUCGUCUGCACUCUCGACACUGAGCGCACUUACCAACAACCUAUUGACAUUACUAUCGCCGAGGGUGAGAAGGUAUUCUUCGGCGUCAAGGGUACUCACACCAUCUACCUGACCGGCAACUACGUCGUUCCCGCCGACGGGGAGGAGGACGACGAUGAAGAAGACUCGGAUGACGGGUAUGACCUCCCUCCGGGCAUUGACGACGUGGCCGACGAGGACUCGGAUGACAUGAGCGAUGAGCUGGAUGAGAUCGACGGUGCGGAGCGGAUCAAGGAGAUCGACACGGAUGAGGAAGAGGCGCCUAAGCUUGUCGACACCAAGAAGGGGAAGAAGCGGCCCGCCGAGGAGGAGGCUGAGAACCUCGACGAGAUGAUGGCCAAAGACGAGAAGAAGCUGAGCAAGAAGCAGCAGAAGAAGCUCAAGAACAACCAAGGCGAGGCCGUCACCGCUGAGGCCAAGGCCAAGGACUCCCCGGCCGCCAAGGGUGAUAAGAAAGUUCAGUUUGCCAAGAACUUGGAGCAAGGCCCGACCGGUCCUGCCAAGGACAAGGCGGAAAAGGCCGACAACAAGGGUGACAAGAAGGCCACUCUCGGCGUUAAGGUCGUUCAGGGUGUCACCAUCGACGACCGCAAGCUCGGCACUGGCCGUACCGUCAAGUCUGGCGACAAGGUCGGCAUGCGGUAUAUUGGCAAGCUCCAGAACGGCAAGGUCUUUGACUCGAACAAGAAAGGUGCGCCGUUCACCUUCAAGGUUGGCAAGGGCGAGGUCAUCAAGGGCUGGGACAUUGGCAUCGUCGGCAUGUCCGUCGGUGGUGAGCGUCGUCUGACCAUCCCUGCCCACCUCGCCUACGGCAGCCGUUCCAUGCCCCAAAUCCCGGCAAACAGCACCCUCAUCUUCGACGUCAAGCUGCUCGAGAUCAAGUAAACAUCUGGUCAUACAUUAUGAGCACCUA
Chaetomium strumarium is the source of this 1670-nucleotide messenger RNA. RefSeq lists its product as uncharacterized. Gene Ontology annotation, cellular component: nucleolus; chromatin. The transcript has 4 exons. Bases 206 to 1642 code for a protein of 478 amino acids. Gene Ontology annotation, molecular function: peptidyl-prolyl cis-trans isomerase activity. NCBI's taxonomy places the organism in Eukaryota, Fungi, Ascomycota, Sordariomycetes, Sordariales, Chaetomiaceae. The record is from RefSeq and is a predicted model, not a curated record.